AUGGCCGCUACCGUUUAUCACUCGGGCGGGAGCUACCCUGUCGUUGCCGGCUGGGGCAUCAUUGACCAACUGGGGGACCGGCUGGAAGAACUGGGCAUCGGCAGUCCCGUCUAUAUCAUUACCGACGAAAACCUGAUGAACCGCUACGGUCGGCGGGCCCAGCGGGCGUUGCAGAAACGGGGCAUCGCCGCGCACUGCUUUAUCAUCCCCGCCGGUGAGCCCAGCAAGACCAACAGCCUGGCCCAGGCCAUCUACGAGUGGCUGGUGGGGCUGCGGGCCGAACGGGGCCACGCCAUCCUGGCCGUGGGCGGCGGCGUGGUGGGCGACCUGGCCGGAUACGUGGCGGCAACCUUCCUGCGGGGUGUCCCCUUUGUGCAGGUGCCCACCAGCAUGGCGGCCAUGGUGGACGCGUCCAUCGGCGGCAAGGUGGCGGUGAACCUGCCCCAGGGCAAGAACCUGGUGGGUGCCUUCUACCAGCCCAAGGCGGUGCUGGCCGACGUCGAGGCCCUGUCCACCCUGGGCAAGCGGGAACUGUCGGAAGGCUGGGCCGAGGCCAUCAAGCACGGGUUCAUCAUGGACGCCAACCUGGUGGACGUGUUCGAGGAGCACGCCGAGGCGCUGAUGAACGUGGAGCCGGAGAUUUCCACCGAGAUUAUACGGCGCAGCAUGGCAAUCAAGGCCGAGGUGGUGAGCCAGGACGAGCGGGAGACGCUGGACAUCCGCAUCCUGUUGAACUACGGCCACACCAUCGGCCAUGCCCUGGAGUCGUCCACCGAGUACGGCCGGUUCAUGCACGGCGAAGGGGUGUCCAUUGGCAUGAUGGGCGCCGCCAGGAUGGCUUGCGAGAUGGGCCUGCACGGCCAGGAGAUUGUGGACCGGCAGUAUGAGCUAUUGCGCCGGUUCAAUCUUCCCACGACCGCCCAGGGGGUCGAUGUGGAAGACAUUCGGAGGGCGAUGUCGCUGGACAAGAAGGUUUCCGGCGGCGCCAAUCGCUGGGUAAUGCUGGACCGGGUGGGCCACGCCACGGUCAGGCGGGACGUGCCGGUGGAGCUGGUGGACCGGACGGUUAGAGAGAUUGUGGGGUAG
This is a messenger RNA of Geodia barretti, 1086 nucleotides long. The record is from the annotation of a GenBank genome assembly. Lineage: Eukaryota; Metazoa; Porifera; Demospongiae; Tetractinellida; Geodiidae.